UCUUCUUUGUUCACAGAGAGAAAAAGAAGUCUUGGUUCCAAACCAGGAUAUAUGAGUGGGACCCCUGCUUUCACUUCCCCAGCAGAAUGAUUGGAACUAUUGUGCUGGGCUUUCAUCUGCCUGUAUCUGUUCAUCGUCACAGAGUUCUGCGUGUUUGUAUACAUAUGCAAUGAGCUGGACGUGUUUGAGGCCAAGCUGGAGGGCUACCUCGCCUCCGUGAACCAGACGGGCGCCCUGACCCCAGUCAUCCUGCAGGUCAAAGAGCUGAUCAGCGUCACCAAAGGAGUCUGGGUGGUGACCAUUUUGCCUGCCUCCCUCACAUGUGUGAGCUACCUGUUCCACAUUCUGGUCUGUUACAGAAAGCACAUGAAGAGGCUGUGGGCAGGAGACAAGCACUUCCUCCCCUUGAAGUUCCAGAACCCGUCGUCGUCGGGGAGCGUGGUGGCCAUUGCAAGGUACUCUGGCUGGCAGAUCGCCUACAUUCUUUGGGGCUAUCUCAUCAUCCACGUGGUGCAGAGCCUGUGCGGCAUGGCCAUCACGUAUGGCCUGGUGUUGCCCUGUAUGCACAAUCGCAGCCUGGAGAUGCUCCAAGGGCUGGGCAUCGGAAUCCUCACCGUGUCCAUCGUCGUGGGCCUCAUGAUCCUGCAGGUGUGGAUCGCCUCCAGCUUCUUCCUGCAGCCAAAGCUGGGCCCAGCUGACAAGCAGAAGCCCCUGGCUCUCAACAACAGGAAAGCGUUCCACAACUUCAACUACUUCCUGUUCUUCUACAACGUGCUGCUGGGCCUGGGGGCCUGCCUCUCCCGGCUGCUCAUCAGUUGUGUCCUGGGCACGUGGCUGAUCGCGCGCAUCGACAGGACCAUCAUGCAGAGUGGCUACGAGGCGGCAGACAUGGGGUUCAGUGCAUGGACUGGCAUGCUCUACGUGGACCACUACCACACCAACCCCGUGCUCGUCAGCUUUUGUCACAUCCUGAUCACGGGCCACAGGGAGAGGAAGCUGCAGAAGGCCAUACAGUACUGGUAUCUAAACUCAUCAGCAGGUCCCCGCAUCUCAGCCAGGUCCAGGACGAGGUGGUUCCUGCUGAAGACCCUGAUCAACAACCCCGGACUCAUCACACUCAGAAAAUCAAGACCAGAGCACAGCUCCUAGGAGUUUACCCGGCCCCUGCUAAUGUGCUCAGAGAGCUGGCGCUGGCCCCAUGUCCCCUGCCAGGCCAGGCCGCAUGCCCCUGAGAGCGGCUCUGCCUAACCAGCAGCUGUGCCUGCAAUGAGAUGGGCUGGCACAGGCACUGCCCAUGCCUAUGGCAAACAGCAUUGGGCACUCAUGGGACUGCUGGGGGGUCUGAAGUCUCAGUAAUGUUUUACUCCACUGGGGGGAAAAAGCAAUGAAAAACCAAAAAAAAAAAAGUCAGAUGAACAAACUUUGCCCUCGAAUGACUCCCAUGGUCCGUUGUGGGUAGGCAGCGGUGGAGAGUUGCACUUAGUUUAAAUACAAGAGAGAACUGUGCAUCACUACAGGAGAUGGCAGGGGGUCCACACCAGCAAGGCUUACCCCUCAGACUAUCUUUCUCUGGAACAGAAUGUGGCCUUCAGCCCAGUGGGGUCCUCCCUACUUCCUUCUUUCCAGGCUGUGUGGGGGGUGGGAGAGAAGGCGAUCCAUCAUUCCUGCCCUGUCGCUCCCCCUCUUC
Oryctolagus cuniculus (rabbit) is the source of this 1687-nucleotide messenger RNA. Lineage: Eukaryota; Metazoa; Chordata; Mammalia; Lagomorpha; Leporidae. The record is from RefSeq and is a predicted model, not a curated record.